Messenger RNA from Quercus lobata, 462 nucleotides. RefSeq lists its product as uncharacterized. The transcript has a single exon. NCBI's taxonomy places the organism in Eukaryota, Viridiplantae, Streptophyta, Magnoliopsida, Fagales, Fagaceae. The coding region runs from base 1 to 462 and encodes 153 amino acids. The record is from RefSeq and is a predicted model, not a curated record.
AUGUUAGACAAAGUUGUCCAUGAAGGUCGCCUAUCAGGCUUUCAUGUGGGUAAUUUAGAGGGAAGAUCUUUAGUGGUGUCUCAUCUCCUCUUUGUUGAUAACACUCUGAAUUUCAGUAAUGCCGAUCUUGAUCAGCUUCUGAUUCUUCGUAUAGUGCUUAUUUGGUUUGAGGCGGGCACUGGUCUAAAAAUAAACCUAAGCAAGUCAGAAUUGGUUCCUGUUGGAGUGGUGCAUAAUAUAGAGUUACUGCUGUCUGUUCUUGGCUGCAAGCAAGGUAGUCUUCCUAUGAACUAUUUGGGUCUUUCUUUGGGUGCUAAACUCAAGGAUAAGACAAUAUGGAACCCGAUUCUAGAUAAGAUGGAAAGGAGAUUAGUAGGAUGGAAAUGUUUGCAUUUAUCCAAUGGAGGUAGAGUUACUUUAAUUAAAAGCACUCUAUCAAAUUUGCCUACUUAUUUUCUAUAG